CUGAAUGGAAGAGGACAGAAGCCCAGGAAGACAGAUCGCCUCUCAACCUCCUACGCUCCAGUGAAAGAAGUCCCAACCUAUCCAGCAAUGUAUCUACUCAAGACUGGGCAUCCAUGAGGCGCUGUGGGCCAUCAACGGCAGCAGAAUUGUACUCCAGCCCAUCAUGGCUUGGCAUAUCCCUCACUCAACCAUUACCAUCAAGCCAGGGGAACAACCUUGGUUCAGUGGAGAGUACAGGAGAGCAUACCAGGGGCUGCACCAGGCAUAGAGUCAUUGAGAUGCACAGUAGAAACAGACCCUUUGCUCUAACUCAUCCAUGCCAACCAUAUAUCCUAAAUUAAUCUACUCCCAUUUGCCAGCAUUUGGCCCAUAUUCCUCUAAACCCUUCCUAUUCAUGUCCCCAAUCAGAUGUCUUUUAAAUGUUGUAAUUGUACCAGCCUCCACCACUUCCUCUGGCAGCACAUUCUAUACAAGUACCACCCUCUGGUGAAAACGUUGCCCCUUAGGUCCCUUCCAAAUCUUACUGCUCUCACUCUAAAUAUACCUAAAGAAAUGAGGUGUUAACCUGGGGAAGCUGCCAAAUCCUGCAUGCCAGUCAGUGUAGGCAGCAUUGAUAGACAGAGCUGAGUGAUUCCACAGCCAAAGAAUCAGAGCUUAGCUCUGCAGUCCUGCCACAUCCAGGCGUGAAUGGUGGUGGACAAGUAGACAACUUGCUUGACAGGAGGAGGAUCUGCAAACAUCCCAAUCCUCAAUGCUGGAGGAGCCCAGUACAUCAGGGGAAAGGAUUAAGGCAUUUGCAGCACUCUUCAGUCAGUUGCCCCGAAUGGAUGGAGCAUUGUCAGUCAAUUCGAUUCACUCCCCACACUGUCAAGAUUUGGAGAUGCCAGUGUUGGACUGGGCUGGACAAAGUUGAAAAUCACACAACACCAGGUGCUGCCAGAGGAGCUGAAUCUCUCUAGCAACCUCUCCUUGUUUCAGAUUUCCAGCACCCGCAGUGUUUUAUUACAACACACAGAGCAGACUGUGCACCAGCACCAGGCGUAAGGAGUUCACCAACAGGAAGAAAGCCCUACCCCCUCCGAGCCAUUUCCUGUCAGUCAUAGAAUCGUCACAGCAGAUUGGAAGAGAGGUGGGCAAGGCCUUGGCACUUUGCAACAGGGCGACUGGGAGGAUCUCCGUCGAGGUGAAUGAGCGCGAGAGCGGUGCAGGACGUGAGGCGGGGCCCGGUGGUGUGCGAGAAUGGAGCCCAACACCUUCUCCCGCAUCCGGCUGUGGUGCCCAAGGCCGUUGGGCGGCUACUCCGGGAAUAAGCCGUGCUGCAUCAGCGUCAAGAAGAUGGCGGGCGAUGCCAGGCCCAAGGAGGGGGAGGCCUCGUGCCCCGAGAACGUGCCCCCACCGACUCCGGGUGGCCCGGGCGGUGGUGGCAAUGCCGGGGACGGGCAGGGUGAGGAAGGCCGGGUCCUCCUGGACACGUGGUACGUCAUCAAACCGGGCAACACCAAGGAGAAGAUUGCCUUCUUUGUGGCACACCAGUGCAGCGGAGGGGUUGGCACCGGACGGACCACCAACGCCGUCAAGGUCAAGGGCAACUGGAGCACGGACGGCACCAAACCCAAGAGGCGGCGCAAGUCUCGGGAGCCGGUCCAGGAGGGGCCCUGUCCAGUCAGACCCAGGGAGCAGCCCGGGCUCUCCGACAGGCUGUGCCCGCCCCAGCCAGACGGCGGGGCCUGCGCCCAGGAGACUGACCCGCCCUUCUCGGUGGCCGAGAUGGUAGCGCGGGUGGAGAGGAGGGCGGCCGCCGGCGAGGAGGUUCCAGCCGCCCCCCCGGCGCGAGGACCGGCGCCCUCCCCUCCCCCGGGGCAGACCGAGAGCCGGGGGCUGGGCGCUGCCGCCGACUCGCGCCGGGUGGCCCAGGCCAUCGCCCGGAUCGAGUCGGCCCAGCGGGGGGCGGGGGGAGGCCAGGAGGGGGAGGGGGUGGGGGUGCCAGCGGCUGGGGUUGGGGAGCGGGCGCCGUGCCCGCCCGGGGAGGUCCGCAUCGCCUUCCGGGUGGCCAGCGGUGACCCCCGCUCGCCGGCAGACUCCCAGGCCCCGGGCCCGGGCCCGGGCUGCAUCUUCAUGAGCUGCAACCACACGGUGUGUGGUGGAGGCGCGGUGGAGAAGAUCACCUGCGACCUCUACCACAUCGUCAGCCCCUCCUCGUCCUCCUCGACCUCCUCCUCGUCUUUGCCGGACCCCAAUCCCGGGGGCCUCAACUCCAAUGGCAACCACCGUCACCGCGGCGACGGCCAGGCCCGCGCCCGCCCGGACGUGGAGAUGGCGACUGCCGGCCUAGCCGAGGAGCCACGGGCAGGCGGCCUUCCCACCGAGGGGGCGGGCGGUGCCUCCUCCCCCACCCCAGCCUCUCCCCCGCCCCUGGAGAAGGGCUCCCCCCGGGACUGCCUGAACGGUUUCCACGUGGAGGUGGUGGUCACCGGAGGCGUAGACCACUCGGUCUUCUUCGGCCGGGAGGGCCCGCCCGGCGACAAGGAGGACACGGUCUGCGUGACGGUGAGUGGGCCCGCGCCGGACGCCAAGUGCCCGGCCUGCGAGGACCCCUCUCCGCCGCCCGGCCAGCUCUUCUUCCUGAGGCCCCUCCCCCCGGCAGACGCCGACUCCUCGGCCGAGCCGGCUCCCACCGGCGGGUCACCGGACCCCAAGGACAGCGCCGUCCUCCUGAGCCCCGAGUCCGAGCCCCCGGACGCCCCGCUCUACUGCCUGUACCGCCACGUCUCGCACGACUUCCUGGAGAUCCGCUUCCAAAUCCAGCGGCUCCUGGAGCCCCGGCAGUACCUCCUGCUCCUGCCCGACCACGUGACGGUGAAGAUCCUCAGCUACCUCCCCACCCGGGCCUUGGCGGCCCUGAAGUGCGUCUGCCACCACUUCAAGGCCGUGAUCGAGGCCUACGGGGUGCGGGCCACGGACUCGCGGUGGAACCGGGACCCCCAGUACCGGGACGACCCCUGCAAGCAGUGCAAGAAGCGAUACGAGCGGGGCGACGUCUCCCUCUGCCGUUGGCACCCGAAACCUUAUCACCACGACUUGCCUUACGGACGCUCCUAUUGGAUGUGCUGCCGACGGAAAGACCGGGACACCCCGGGAUGCUGCGUCGGUCUCCAUGACAACAACUGGGUGCAGCCCAGCGACACACUCAAGAAGGAGGAGGGGAGGUAAAACAACAAACCCUGUGGGACAGGAAAGGAACGUUUUUGUUUUCCGGAAAAUUCUCGGCCCUCCCCUCCCCGCUCCGGCUGAACAUUCCGGCUUCUCGUGUGCUAGAGCUAUUUAAUUUCUGUUCCGUUUGAAGGCGUUUGGGCUGUCGGGGUGCGUAUGGAAUGAGAUUAAUUGUCGAGAGCAUGAUCGAGAUUGUGUUCUUCCCUCUCUCUAGUUUUUUAUUUGGUUUCCCCACCCCCUCCCCCUUGUUAUCCAAAUAUAUCGAAACAUAAUUUAA
Molecule: messenger RNA, 3487 nt
Organism: Hemiscyllium ocellatum (epaulette shark)
Lineage: Eukaryota; Metazoa; Chordata; Chondrichthyes; Orectolobiformes; Hemiscylliidae
Product: F-box only protein 46-like
Exons: 4
Coding region: 1240-3210 (656 amino acids)
Molecular function (GO): protein binding
Source: RefSeq, a predicted model, not a curated record